Messenger RNA from Cavenderia fasciculata, 1119 nucleotides. Its product is annotated as RNA-binding region RNP-1 domain-containing protein. The record is from RefSeq and is a predicted model, not a curated record. Gene Ontology annotation, molecular function: RNA binding. The transcript is spliced from 4 exons. Bases 1 to 1119 code for a protein of 372 amino acids. Lineage: Eukaryota; Evosea; Eumycetozoa; Acytosteliales; Cavenderiaceae.
AUGGAUCAUAAAGAUGAUAGAUAUUCACCAACGAGAGGUGUAGGAGGCAUGGGAUCGGGUAGAACAAUGUCAAACUAUAGCAGCACUGGAACUAGUGCUGGAUACGAUCCAAGUGCUUCGCUGCCAACUUCGUCGUAUGGAUAUGGUACGGGAGGAGGCAGUGGUUACGGUACUGGUGGUUACGGAGACAGCAGCUCAUCGUAUGGAUACGGUACGGGAAGCAGCAGCGGUGGUAGCUACGGUGGCAGCGGAUAUGCAGGUGGAAGCGGCGGAUACGGCGGCAGCGGAAGCACGGGAUACACCAGCAGCGGCAGCGGAUACGGCGGCAGCGGUGGAGGAUACGGUGGCAGCAGCGGAUACAGCAGCGGCGGCUACGGUGGCAGCAGUGGCGGCUAUGGUGGCGGCAGCGGUGGCUAUGGUGGUGGUAGCGGAGGCUAUGGAGGAGGUAGCGGAUACGGUGGCGGUGGCGGCGGUGGAGGCUACGACCGUCAUUCAAGAUACCCAUCAUCAGGUGGCGGCAGAUAUAGCAGCGGCGGCAGCAGCAGCGGCGGCGGCGGUUACCGCGACAGCAGAGACGGUGGAGGUUACCGUGGUGGCAGCAGCGGUGGUUACGGUGACAGAGACUAUCGCGGUGGUAGCAGCAGCUACCGUGGUGGUAGUCGUGGUGGUUUUGGUGGUGGAUACCGUGGAGGUGACUCUCGUUAUGGUGGUCCAUAUUCCCGUCCAAGAAGAGAAGUACAUGUUAUGAAUCAAGAGGAAAAGGAAAAGAGCAAAUGUUUAUUUGUUGGUAAUUUGCCAUACCACUAUCAAGAAAGCCAUCUUAGAGAUUUAUUCAUCAAGUUUGGCACGAUUGCAACUUUAAAUAUUGGAUUUGAUAAGCGUACUGGACACAACAGAGGUUUUGCUUUUAUUGAAUUUGAAAACAAGGCCGAUGCCGACGAAGCCUAUAAAACAUACUCAACAACCGAUGUAGACGGUAGAAAAUUAAGAUUAGACUGGGACGUUGGAUUGAACAAAAAACAAGAUCUUAAAGGUUUGUCAAAACCACCUGAUUCGAUAAACACCACAUCAUCGACUGCUAGCGACGCAUUACCAACUAGUGACCAACCCCAACUUUAA